Rhizophagus irregularis DAOM 181602=DAOM 197198 is the source of this 286-nucleotide messenger RNA. The record is from RefSeq and is a predicted model, not a curated record. NCBI's taxonomy places the organism in Eukaryota, Fungi, Glomeromycota, Glomeromycetes, Glomerales, Glomeraceae.
AUCACGGAAAACGAAAUGUAACAAUGAUAUUUUUUGUUACAAUGAGGUCUCCCAUAAAAAAUUUGUUAUGAUAUUUCAAAAUCUAUUAUGUGCCGCAGUUAUUUUUGUGAUUAAUAAUAUCAUAUGUUUAAGUUAUGCUAAUAUAUAUUCUACAUUUAACUGCCGAUUUAAUUUUGUCGCACAAAGUUUUUUUUUUUUUAUUUAUUUCUUAACUAUAGUAGAAUAAAAUGAUAAAUAAAUAAAUAAUAACACUUUUAUUCUCAAAGUUGCCAGCAUGAAAGUAUCA